ACAACCAUUUUGUCGUUUGACAUAAGAGAAUUUUGAUUGAUUUUGGUCUCUCAUCGAUAUAUUCCUUGAAAAUGUCCAGCGCAACCACAGAUGCGUGCGAAUCAGCUUUGGUUACGACAACAAAGUCGGCGAGCUUCGAAAAUUCCAAAGACACGGUAAAACUCAGCGAAGAGUUUCUUCAAAUUUUCGAAUUGUCGUACCUAUGUUCGAUAAACCCAAGUAAGCUGAACAAAAAUCAAAUCAAAAUAAUGGAAAUGAAGGCAAGCAGAUUAUUUCAUAAGGUAACCAAUUCGCAGGACACAGUAUUCAAUAAUAUUAUAGCUCUUGCAUAUACUUAUCAGAAUAUAAGUCGUACAUACAUUAAGGCAAAUGAUAAAGGAAAAUUAUAUGCUGCGAAAGAUCUUCUUCUCCAUUGUUUCAAUUUGAUAAAAGAUAAGGAGCUGGAUCCCAAAUCUAUUUUGUUAACUCUGAAGGCGUAUAUCCAGUUAAGCCAUAUUAAUUUUUUACAAAAGAAAUACGAUGAAGCUGUAAACAUAUAUGAUAAAGCUAUAACAUUGUAUUGGAGAUAUUUAGCAGAAAAUAACGAGCGUCAUAUUCCUGUUGAUUUUGAAGAUAUUUUUAUUAAAAAACAUGCAACGCCAGAUGGUAAUAUUGAGCUAACAUCUCUAUAUACGAUUAUUUUACAAUCGUUAAUAACGUUGCAUGGAUGUUAUGUAACGCCGUUAAAUCUGCGGGGACUAAUAAUAAGCAAUCAUUUGCUUUUGAACGUUCAUUUCCAAAAUGCAUCAAAAAUUAAGGAAUAUCUGAAAUGGAUUGAAAGGGCAUUAAUAAUAUUUGAUUAUUUGUUAACAUGGAGCCGUUUCAAAGAAGCUAGAAAUUAUAUUAUUGUGAUAAAUUAUGUGAAGUACGUCUACAUUGAUAAGGAGUAUAAUAGUAUUAAGGAACGGUUAUCUCGCGAGCCAAACAUUUCCACCAAAGUAUUCGAUUGGUAUCAACAGAGUAUGACCGCAUUUUACUUAGUUCGUGUGUAUCGGGCAAAGUACGGAAUUAUGCUUUUACGUAAGUCAGCGGAACGAUUGCUACGUUUAGAAAAAGGUGAAGAUUUUGAGACCAGUUACUUGGAUGAUGUAUCGCAGAAAAUACCAUUUUUCACCGAUAUAGAGAAAACUCAUACAAUCCUAGUUAAAUGUGACAAAUUGAGAAGUAAAUAUAUAUUAAAUUAUACCGAUGCUAAGGACACGUUUAUCUUUGCUCUGAGAUUGCUGCACUAUUCGCAAUCAAAUAUUAAUCCCAAACAGAACAUGAAAAUGUACAUGACCGUUAUAUCAAAUACUUGUAACGCAUAUAAAUAUAUGGCACUUUAUGAGAAAGACAGAACUAAGCAGAUUUUGUUACACAAACAUCGCGCAAACAUUUUAUUGAAGGUUACACCGCUAAUAUAUUUGAUAAAUCCUAACAUGUUGAAAUAUUUGCAACUUCAAAUGGCCAUUGUUUUUUCAACUUUAAUAGACCUAAAACUUGAAAAAGCUGAGGCAACUAUCGCACUAUAUAUACCAGAUAAAUAUAAUUGUAUUACCGGAGAGAUUAACGCUUUAGUAUCGCAGAGCUUAAAACACUUACAAGUAUAUAUGAAACCUAAAUAAAUAAUUAUAAUAAUAACGAUAGAUGAAAACAUGAAUUCGAUAAUAGGUCAAGUCCCUCAUUAAUUUUGCAUUAAUGAAAAAAGAAAAGCAAUG
Molecule: messenger RNA, 1736 nt
Organism: Harpegnathos saltator (Jerdon's jumping ant)
Lineage: Eukaryota; Metazoa; Arthropoda; Insecta; Hymenoptera; Formicidae
Exons: 2
Coding region: 72-1643 (523 amino acids)
Molecular function (GO): protein binding
Source: RefSeq, a predicted model, not a curated record